GGAGAAUGAGUUUUGGAAGAAACGGCGCCUCGUAUCGGCACGCAGAAAGUUAUAACCUACGGCUACGCCCUCGAGUUCUAGAUAUCGUCCGGCGACUGCUACUGGGUACGUACGACGGGGGGACACGCAGUCGCAAAACGGACCUGACGGUAUCGCCAAUCUAGCUGGCCUUCUCAAUGUCGGAUGAUGAAGCCAAGAAAACAAGUGUCCAUGACACAACAUACUUGUUUUUCAUACAAAGGUAUCCUAAUCCUGAACCCUCAAAAUGUGUUGGAGACAGUGAAAGGAGUGGGGGACUGGUGUAGUGAGGGAGGUCAUUAUGGUAGAACAGGGGGGCUGGGCUACUGGUUGGCAGUGUCAGAGCAAAAGAGGCGAGAGAUCCAGCAGCAGUAUGGUGAUCCUGAGUGAGCAGAAGAUGAAGCUGAUAGAGUGCUGGAUGACACACGUCUUUGCCUCGUGGCAGUGGCUGAGUCGUGCAGUGGGGCGUGUGGGGCAGACCCAGCUAGCCUCUCUCAUCUCCUCCUAUGAUCAACCUCACAAAAGGAUACAUUAUACAUAUAAGGCCUUCAUCUGUUCUAAUGUACUGGGAGCUUUGGGAGUGUUAGAGAACUGGUGGGGCCGUGGUGGACUGGGGAGCUGGUUAUACAUCUCAGAGGAGAAGAGGAAGGAGAUCCAACGAGUAUACUCUGAUCCAGAGGAGCAGAAGAGACAACUAAUACUCUACUGGAUGUCCACAGAUCCUUUGGCCUCGUGGCGAAGACUCAUCACGCGACUAGACUCAAUGAAUAAGAGCCCCGUGGCUGACGCCAUUAGAGACUUUGCUGAGCUCUUGCCAACAGAUGCUUCACUCACUCCAUACAAUAUAUACCGAACCACCGCCUCUCUGAGCUUUUUGGUAUGAAGAGGUGUCUUUGUGUACCUGAUACAGUGUACCACCAAAUCAAAAGCAACCCCUCCUAUGGCAAGUAUAAGAAGAGAGAGGAAAUGAUUAUGUACUUUCUCAAAGCCAUACCACUGGCUUCUUGGGCAAAACUGGCUGGGGGGUUCUACAGGUUGGAAGAGCAUG
This is a messenger RNA of Geodia barretti, 1066 nucleotides long. NCBI's taxonomy places the organism in Eukaryota, Metazoa, Porifera, Demospongiae, Tetractinellida, Geodiidae. The record is from the annotation of a GenBank genome assembly.